This is a messenger RNA of Nicotiana attenuata, 1198 nucleotides long. Its product is annotated as F-box protein At1g55000. The transcript is spliced from 2 exons. Lineage: Eukaryota; Viridiplantae; Streptophyta; Magnoliopsida; Solanales; Solanaceae. The record is from RefSeq and is a predicted model, not a curated record. Bases 63 to 869 code for a protein of 268 amino acids. Gene Ontology annotation, molecular function: protein binding.
GGUGCAAGUUAGUCCACUCCUUAUCCAAUGCGCGGUAUGCGCACAAACACCAUUAUCUGACCAUGGGAUGUUGCUGUGAUGAUGACGAACAGCUUCUCCAGCCACUGAACCCUUCCGACAUCCAAAACUCCGAUCAAAUCCCGCCGUCUUCCUCCUCAACCUCCGUCGUGAACGGCGGAGACACCGUGAUAUCUCCGAUGAAUUCCAAUUUUUCGGCCUUGAUAUGCCACGACACUCUACGCGCCAUCCUCGAGAAACUCGCUCUCCCAGACUUGGCGCGUGCGGCGUGUGUGUGUAGGAUCUGGAACCUCGUGGCGUCCGAUCGUGAGAUGCAGACCAAGGCAUUUAAGGAUCCUUGGAAGAUCAAGGACGUCAUCGGGGAUCCUACCUCCGGUAGCUUCUGGAGGGAUAAUAGCCUCUCCAAAUUCGCCAUUUCUCAUCGCAUCGUCCGUGGUGAUAAUGUUGCUAGCCUCGCCGUCAAGUACUCCGUACAUGUCAUGGAUAUAAAACGCUUGAACAAUAUGCUGAGUGACCAUGGUAUAUACUCGAGGGACAGGUUACUCAUUCCUAUUAGCAAUCCAGACUGCCUCAUCGAUGGCACUUGCUAUAUUGAGCUGGAUAUAUAUGCAAAAAGGGAAGUGGCAGUUUUGUAUCUUGAAGGUGGCCCUGAUCCAAAGCUCACUACAAUGUUACAAAGAUUGACCUCAGAGAGGAGCAAGAAAAAGGUGAUCGACUCCCUAAGGAGAAGCAUGCAAGUGGAUGGUGAAACUGCUCAAUAUUACUUUGCUGUAUCAGAUGGUGACCCCCGAUCUGCUUUCUCAGAGUUCUCUGAGGAUCUGAGGUGGGAGAGGGAGGCAGGGUUCACUUAACUUGUACAUGUCGAAAUGGUUGAUCCUGGUAAAGAUGUGUGAAUGGAGAAAACCUACUGGUAAUGCGACUCUGAGUUGCAUUUGGUUCUACAAGGGAAUAAUGAUCCUUCGUUGAAGUGGAUUGGAGGAGAUGAGUUCCAUCUAUUAGAAUUGCUGUUACUGCCAGCAAAACAAGAACAAGUUUAUUCACAUUGUAUGUACUCUAUAUAGUCGUAUAUAUUUUUGUGCUUGUAGAAGUGUUGGAUUCCGUCCAUAUUCAUGUAAAAGUUACACCUAAAUAAAUGAAACUGUAUUAUCCGUAACUUCAGCAGGACUUACUGCUACAUCAA